This is a messenger RNA of Ipomoea nil (Japanese morning glory), 4858 nucleotides long. RefSeq names its product regulatory-associated protein of TOR 1-like. The coding region runs from base 444 to 4565 and encodes 1373 amino acids. Gene Ontology annotation, molecular function: protein binding; protein-macromolecule adaptor activity. The record is from RefSeq and is a predicted model, not a curated record. Gene Ontology annotation, cellular component: TORC1 complex; cytoplasm. Gene Ontology annotation, biological process: cellular response to starvation; cellular response to amino acid stimulus; TOR signaling. Lineage: Eukaryota; Viridiplantae; Streptophyta; Magnoliopsida; Solanales; Convolvulaceae. The transcript has 23 exons.
GCUAUAUUUCACAAAAUCCUCCAUUUCUCUCUCUCUUUGGCUUCAGCAGCCGCACUGCGCUUCAACUCUCUCUCUCUUCUCUUCUCCUUCAUCUUUCACUACCACCACCACCACCGUCUUCUAGGGAUUCUUCUUCUCGGCUUCUCCAGAAGCUUCCCUGGUGGUUCUCGAACUGGAUUCCUCUCUCGUCUUCCUCUCCGUCUCCCAGCGCCGCUGGUUCUCCGGCUUCGUUGAUUAAUCCCAAAACCUCCCCGCACACAUCUCACUCUCUGUAUAACUUCGCGCCCCGACCGGGGAAUCAAUCGCCGAUCUUUUCCGUAUUCAUUUCCGCCGGGCCAACAGGGGUUGGGGGUUAGGGUUAUGAGUUGCAGACCAAAAUUUGUGAGAUUAGGGCAAGGUUAAUUGCUGCCUGGAGUUGUUGGAUUUCGCUGGUUUGUUUUUGGAUGGCAUUGGGGGAUUUGAUGGCUUCCAGGUUCUCGCAGUCGUCGGCCACCGUUGUUUCCAGCCACUUGGAGGACUAUGCCAAUCACGAGGAGGAUGGGGAGACGGAGAGUAGCAAUCCCAAUAGGAUUAGGGACUCUUUGGAGACUGCUCGCAGUAGCUAUGCCGGCAGUGGCAGUGGUAGUGCUAGUGGUGACAAUGCCACCACUUCGAUGACGACGACAACAACAAGUAUGGCCUAUCUGCCGCAGACUAUAGUCUUUUGUGAGCUUCGGCAUGAUGGCUUUGAAGAAUGUGUGCCGUCUGGACCCUUGGAAAGUGGGCUGGUUUCCAAAUGGCGUCCGAGGGACCGAAUGAAAACGGGAUGUGUUGCUCUUGUUUUAUGCUUAAACAUUAGCGUUGAUCCUCCUGAUGUAAUCAAGAUAUCUCCUUGUGCCCGGAUGGAGUGCUGGAUUGAUCCAUUUUCAAUGGCCCCACAAAAAGCACUUGAAACAAUUGGGAGGACUUUGAACCAGCAAUACGAGAGAUGGCAACCUAGGGCCCGCUAUAAGAUUUCCUUAGACCCCACUGUUGAUGAAGUAAAAAAACUGUGCACAACAUGUCGUAAAUAUGCUAAGUCAGAAAGAGUGCUUUUUCACUAUAAUGGACAUGGUGUACCAAAGCCAACGCCAAAUGGUGAAAUAUGGCUAUUCAAUAAGAGUUAUACACAGUAUAUCCCUUUGCCGAUCAAUGACUUGGAUUCUUGGUUGAGGACCCCAUCCAUAUAUGUCUUUGACUGCUCUGCUGCUGGAAUGAUUGUUAAUGCGUUCAUAGAGCUUCAGGACUGGAAUGCUUCUAAUUCUUCUGGGCCUUCUACGAGGGAUUGCAUUUUGCUUGCUGCAUGUGAAGCACAUGAAACCCUUCCUCAAAGUGCUGAAUUUCCUGCUGAUGUUUUUACUUCCUGCCUCACUACGCCCAUUAAAAUGGCAUUGAGAUGGUUCUGCACUCGAUCUUUGUUGCGGGAGUCACUUGAUUAUUCUCUCAUAGAUAGAAUUCCUGGCCGGCAAACUGAUCGGAAAACACUUCUUGGGGAAUUGAACUGGAUAUUUACAGCAGUUACAGACACAAUUGCUUGGAAUGUUCUUCCGCAUGAUCUGUUUCAAAGAUUGUUCAGGCAAGAUCUACUAGUUGCCAGUUUGUUUCGAAAUUUCUUACUUGCUGAAAGAAUUAUGCGCUCAGCAAAUUGUUCACCAGUUUCGUACCCGAUGUUGCCACCUACUCAUCAGCAUCAUAUGUGGGAUGCAUGGGACAUGGCUGCUGAAAUAUGCCUCUCUCAGCUUCCAACUUUAGUUGAGGAUCCAAAUGCUGAGUUUCAACCUAGUUCCUUUUUCACUGAGCAGUUGACAGCUUUUGAGGUAUGGCUUGAUCAUGGAUCAGAGCACAAGAAACCUCCAGAACAGUUGCCUAUUGUGCUUCAGGUGUUACUUAGUCAGUGCCAUCGGUUUCGUGCUCUGGUACUUCUUGGAAGAUUUUUGGACAUGGGCCCUUGGGCUGUUGAUCUGGCAUUAUCUGUGGGUAUAUUUCCAUAUGUUUUAAAGCUCUUGCAAACCACCACUCCAGAACUUAGGCAAAUUCUUGUCUUCAUAUGGACAAAGAUCCUUGCACUUGAUAAGUCUUGUCAGGUUGAUCUUGUGAAGGAUGGUGGGCAUACAUAUUUUACUAGAUUUCUUGAUAGUAUUGAAGCCUAUCCAGAGCAGCGUGCAAUGGCUGCAUUCGUUUUGGCAGUCAUUGUGGAUGGUCACAGACGGGGUCAGGAAGCCUGUAUUGAAGCUGGUCUUAUACAUGUCUGCUUAAAACAUCUUCAGGGGUCAGCUCCGAAUGAUGCACAAACAGAACCUCUAUUCCUUCAGUGGUUGUGUCUAUGUCUAGGCAAACUCUGGGAGGAUUUCACUGAGGCACAAAUGAUAGGUCUACAGUCUGAUGCACCUGCGAUAUUUGCACCUCUACUUGCUGCACCCCAACCCGAGGUCCGAGCUGCUGCUGUGUUUGCACUAGGCACUUUGCUAGACAUUGGGUUUGACACCUCUAAGGAUGGAGUUGGUGGCGAUGAAGAUUGUGAUGAUGAUGAAAAGGUCAGGGCUGAAGUUAAUAUUGUUAAGAGCCUUUUGAGUGCUGUGCCUGAUGGAAGCCCAUUGGUUAGGGCUGAGGUUGCAGUAGCUCUGGCACGCUUUGCAUUUGGGCAUAAUAAGCACCUGAAGUCUGUUGCAGCCACUUAUUUGAAGCCUCAAAAUAGCUCUGUGCUUACUUCCUUGCCUUCUUUUGCUGUCAAGAGUUCAGGCAGUGGCUAUACUACUCCAACCCAUUAUGUCCCUCAUGGAAGUAUCAUUCCGUCUCCAAUUGCUCCUUUAUUGAGAAUUGGAGGUGAAAACCAGUCUACAGCUCGGGAUGGAAGAGUGUCCACUAGCAGCCCCCUUGCUGCACCAAGUAUUAUGCAUGGAUCACCCUUGUCUGAUGAUUCAUCACAACAUUCUGAUUCUGGUUUAUUAAAUGAUCCCAUUAGCAAUGGAGUUUUGAACCAUACUAGGCCAUUAGAUAAUGCAUUGUAUUCACAGUGUGUAUUAGCAAUGUGUACCCUGGCGAAGGAUCCAUCACCACGCAUUUCGGGCCUUGGUCGUCGUGUUCUGUCCAUUAUUGGUAUUGAACAAGUGGUUGCCAAAUCUGUUAAGUCUAGUGAAUUUGCAGCAGGUCCAAGCACUAGUGUAGCUGGAUUGGCUCGAUCGUCCUCUUGGUUUGACAUGAAUGGAGCAGGACAUCUGUCUUUGACAUUCAGAACUCCUCCUGUUAGUCCCCCUCGGGCCAGUUAUAUGACAGGCCUCAGGAGAGUUUGUUCGCUUGAGUUCCGACCACACUUAAUGAAUUCUCCAGACUCUGGGUUGGCUGACCCGCUUUUGGGCGCAGCUGGAUCUUCCGGAACUUCUGAGCGUAGUUUUCUUCCACAAUCUACCAUAUACAAUUGGAGUUGUGGUCACUUCUCCAAGCCACUUCUUACUGCAGCUGAUGAUAGUGAAGAGAUAAUCAGUAGAAGAGAAGAGAGGGAAAAGGUGGCCCUCGACUUGAUUGCAAAAUGCCAACAUUCUACUGUGAGCAAGCUACAUAAUCAAAUUGCAAGUUGGGAUACAAAAUUUGAAAAUGGUACCAAAACUGCCUUGUUGCAGCCAUUCUCACCUUUUGUGAUUGCUUCAGACGACAGUGAAAGGAUCAGGGUAUGGAAUUAUGAGGAGGCAACCCUGCUUAACAGCUUUGAUAAUCACAGUUACCCUGAUAAAGGAAUCUCAAAGCUGUGCCUUGUGAAUGAGCUUGAUGAUAGUUUGCUUCUUGUUGCUUCAAGUGAUGGCAACAUCCGCAUUUGGAAGGAUUAUGCUUCAAGAGGUCAGCAAAAGUUGGUUACUGCAUUCUCUUCAAUCCAUGGUCACAGAGUGGGUAUGCGAAGUGUGAAUGCUGUGGUGGAUUGGCAGCAGCAAUCUGGUUGCCUGUUUGCAUCGGGUGAAAAUUCUUCAAUCAUGGCCUGGGACCUGGACAAAGAGCAGCUUGUAAAUACUAUUCCAUCAUCUUCAGACUGCAGCAUUUCAGCAUUGUCUGCUUCUCAGGUUCAUGGAAGUCAAUUCGCAGCUGGUUUUGUGGAUGGAUCUGUUAAGCUUUUUGAUGUUCGAAUGCCUGAAAUGAUUGUUGGUUCAACAAGACCACACACCCAAAGAGUAGAAAAAGUUGUGGGGAUUGGAUUUCAACCUGGACUCAGUCCAGCUAAGAUUGUCAGUGCAUCUCAGGCGGGUGAUAUUCAAUUCCUUGAUGUGAGAAAUCUGCGGGAUGCAUACCUCACAAUCGAUGCGCAUAGGGGAUCACUUACAGCUCUAGCUGUUCAUCGGCAUGCACCGCUUAUAGCUAGUGGGUCAGCAAAGCAACUUAUCAAGGUGUUUAACCUGGAGGGCGAGCAAUUAGGCACCAUACGAUAUUUAUCAACAUUCAUGGCACAGAAGAUUGGAUCCGUUAGGUGUCUCACAUUCCAUCCAUAUCAAGUGCUGCUUGCAGCUGGUGCUGCAGAUUCCUGUGUGUCUCUUUAUGCUGAUGAGAUAUCUCCACCAAGAUGAAAGCUUUGAGUCUGGAAAUUAAAUUGAAACACCAUUGUGGGGGAUGGAUGGGAGUAGCAGCAAAAUUAAAUUGGGUUGUUGAUGAAUCUGCCACUCAGCAUUGAAUCUCUGAAGAUCAGGUCGGCCAUUGUAUGUUAUCAUAUUCAUUGGGCCUCCAGGACAGAGUAUAACGUGAAGUUGGAUGAAUCUCACACUGAUUGGAGGCUUAUCUAAUAAUUUGAUACAUAGGUAAAGAAAGAUGUAAAUAUGUUUUUGUCUAUUUUUCCCCCUCUUUUUUUUUUUUUGUUUGUUCU